CUGGUUUUAAUAAGUUAUCUGUCGUUCUGUUUGGAAAGCGUGUUCUUUUUUCAUUUAAUGAAGCAGCUGCAGCCUCUGAUCCUCUCCCAUGCUCUCCCUCAACCCUCCCUCCUUUAUUUAACUGUGUGUUUGCAGAGCUGUCUGAGCACUGAAGCACAGGCAGCUCCACUGCAGCUUCACUCGCAUGCAUUGCAUACAGAUUGUCACCAGCUGAGAAUCAAAAGACGAAACGAGUCUGUGAAAUUUUAAAACGAGCUGCAGCACAGACACCAGGACCAGAGGACACACAGACUCAGGACAGAGGGAAGGAGACACUUCUUCACACAGAGAGAGGGGUGAGGGGGUGGAAUGGGCUGCCUAGCCACGCUGUUGAGGCAGAAUCGCUGGGAUCCGACUUGACAGAGUGAAUCUCACAAGCUGGACCGGACUGCUCGAGGAGCCACACUGUAAUCUGUAGCUCCUCCGUGAGAGUCCCGCUGUCACAGGCCCCUGUCUCUGUGUGAACCGCGCAGGUGAAUGCAAGCCAUUUCUAAUAAUAUUCAGACAGACAAAGUGUUCUGUUGAUAAGCAGGAGGGAGGAGUUGUCAUUUUCCAAAGAGAAAUAAUUCAUUAAUAAGUAGGGGUCCCGAAUUAUUGGCGGGGUGCCAUUGUUAUAACUGUUUAACUUUUCUGAGCGCCGUGAUUGGACAGAGCUCCCCUUGUUGGCUCUGUGAUUGGUCCAAUUAGACUAUAUAAGCAGGUGGUGUGACUGUGCUCAGCACUGGUCCUGCAGGAUAUCCACAAUGAAGCUCGCCUUCCUGACCGCUCUGUGCCUUUCCAUCAGCCUUGCUGACGCUCUCGACUCGUGUGUUGGAAGGUGUGGUUAUGGCACAAACCCUUCGCAUCCCUGCCAGUGUAACACAGCAUGUGAGCGCUUCGGGGACUGCUGCUCCGACUACUGGAGUACCUGCGCAGCAGCAUCUCAGGACUCAUGCCAUGGCCGCUGUGGAGAGAGUUACAACUCCCUCAACCGCUGCCACUGCAACACCAAGUGUGGGCAAUACAGCAACUGCUGCAAGGACUACAGCAGCCUGUGUGGAGGCAGCUCCUCCGGUGGUGCCUCUAUCUCGGACUUGGAGCUGCAGUCCCUCUCCGAGCGGCUUCUCUCUCUGGAUGUGAACAAGGCUCGCCCCGGAGACCUGACCCUGAACCCGCAGAGCCUCAUCCCUGACUCUGAGACCGCCAUCCCGCAGGACCGCGCCCCAGAGCCGUUGUACAGUUUUGUCAAUGAAGGUGUUCUCUUCUCCAAGCCCACCUUCUCCUCCUUCCUCAAGCUGCUGGAUAACUAUUCCCGCUUCACGGGCAGCACGGAGAGCUUCUCCUCCGAGCAGCAGGGGGAGCAGGACAGCUUCCUGAGGGCCGCUGUGAUGGGCACUGCGCUGGGCAAGGAGCUCUACAACUUCCUGUUCACCAAGGGGUACUACAGCUCCGAGGUGGAGUUCAUUCAGGAUCUCAAGAUGAUGUGGUUUGGUCUGUACUCCCGCGGGAAAGGGCAGCUUGACUCCAGCGGCUUUGAGCACGUCUUCUUAGGAGAGAUUAAGAAUAGCAAGGUAUCUGGGUUCCAUAACUGGAUUCAGUUCUACCGGCUGGAGAAACAGGGCCAGCUCAAUUACUACAGCCACAGCUUCGACGGACCGUGGACCAGUUACCCAGACGUACUGGGGCUGCAGUUUAACUGGGACGGCUACUACAAGCAGGUGGGGUCGGCGUUCAUCGGGAGCAGCCCUGAGUUUGACCUGGCCGUGUACUCCCUGUGCUUCAUCGCUCGACCCGGCAAGGUGUGCCAGCUGCGUCUGGGAGGGAAGCCCAUCGCCAUCCAGACCUACACCUGGACGAACUCCUUCUACGGGAAUGGCAAGAAAUUCAUCGCCUCCGCCUACCCUAUAUCACCCUGAGCACUCCCACUCUCCCUAUAUCACCCUGAGCACUCCCACUCUCCCUAUAUCACCCUGAGCACUCCCACUCUCCCUC
Messenger RNA from Acipenser ruthenus (sterlet), 2010 nucleotides. RefSeq names its product uridylate-specific endoribonuclease. Gene Ontology annotation, molecular function: scavenger receptor activity; polysaccharide binding; RNA endonuclease activity. The transcript is spliced from 9 exons. Lineage: Eukaryota; Metazoa; Chordata; Actinopteri; Acipenseriformes; Acipenseridae. The record is from RefSeq and is a predicted model, not a curated record. Gene Ontology annotation, biological process: immune response. The coding region runs from base 783 to 1934 and encodes 383 amino acids.